This is a messenger RNA of Malus domestica (apple), 728 nucleotides long. NCBI's taxonomy places the organism in Eukaryota, Viridiplantae, Streptophyta, Magnoliopsida, Rosales, Rosaceae. The record is from RefSeq and is a predicted model, not a curated record.
CUCUCUCUCUCUUUCUAUUCGCACUCUCUCCCAGACGUCCCAGUCCGCACCACUUUCUUCACAGCUUCUCUCUCUCAUCCACUACAUUUGAAAUGUUUAUCUCUCUCUAUCUCUCUCUAUACUUCAAUAUCAAUUGCAUGAUGAAAGGAUUAUCAUUGUUCUCCAUCGUCUUCUCCGCCUAAUUCCCCAUCUUCUUGCCCUGCAAAAUUUCCCAAAACCUAGUCUAACGCAGCAAAGAUCCUCGAAAACGUUGAUGGCUCUGGUGAAGAAAUCCGAAGAGUCCAGAUUUUAUGUUGUCGCCCUCCUCUUCUACGCUGCCGAUAACCACGGCGACGUGGCGGAUCGAAUCCGAAAGGUUGCGGAUGAGGACCCAAUCCACCACAAGAUCUUCGUCCAUGGUCUCGGAUGGGACACCAACGCCGAAACCCUAACUGGUGUGUUUAAGGAAUUGCUCAUUUUGAUGGGUCUGAGCGUGGAUUGCAAAGAGAGACGCAGAUCUUGGCAGUUGCGACGACGGAGCCUUGGCGAUAUUAUCGAUAAUAUCGCGAUAUAUUGACGAUAAUUAAAUGGAUAAGUGUGAAAACAUCGCCCUCUUUAAAAAAUGAUAUUAUCGGCGAUAUUUUAGACCUUGCUUGUAAGCCAUUUAUCCAAGUUUCCUUGAAAGCGCUUGUUACUUGUUUGAUGUUUAUAUAUAGAGUAAUGUUAUUUUACCACAAUUUUAUACCACA